Molecule: messenger RNA, 493 nt
Organism: Camellia sinensis
Lineage: Eukaryota; Viridiplantae; Streptophyta; Magnoliopsida; Ericales; Theaceae
Source: RefSeq, a predicted model, not a curated record
CUUUUUUCUCUCCAAUUACUCUCUCUCUCUCUCUCUCUCUCUCAAAAUGUUGGGCAAAGUCUCUUCUUCAAAAUUUUAUAGCGUCUUCUUCUUCUUCUGGCUCAUAUUGUUGAUGUUCAUCAUACUCCAACCAAUAACAUCAGCAAGAAAACUAGCUAGCAAUGGACAACGCAAGGUUGAGGUGCAUGGAAGCCCCACACCUACGGCACAUUCAGCAAUAGGCGGCGGCGGCAGCGGUGGCGGCGGCGGCCAUAGUUCUCCUACACCGGUGACCAAACGACCGAUGCUAUCGUAUUCAGCACUUAAUAGAAGAUCUGCUGUUUGCAAAACCACUGCUACGUACAGCAGUUGCCUCCGUGGUCCUAAUGGGUCACGUCGUCCUAAUGGGUCACGUUUAUCACCGCCGCAUUAAUGACUCCAUUUGUUAAAAUAGUUUAUAAAUUAUAACUUAAUAAAUUAUAAAUUAUAAUUUUAAUUAAAAAUUGUUAAUCUG